AGUGUGGAAAGCAAGAAAUUAGCGUGUUCAUUUCAUUCAUUCAUUCAAUUCAACUUUCUGAUGACGUUAACGAUAGUACUGUUCAUAGGACUAAGAUAAAAAUAAAAAUUAUUUUAUGUUACGUAAUAUUCCUAAAAAAAAAAAAAAGAAAUAUUAGUAUUAGGAACUCAGCGAAACUCGGUUUGGGAGAAGAAAAAUAAAAGAAAAUAAGAAUAAGAAUGGAGGGGUUGAUGUCUCAUUCUUCAAAUUUUCUUCUUCCUCCUUCGGAUAAUAAUUCCUCUGUUUCUCUUAAAUACGCUCUCGUUAUUCUAAAUCAAAACCUCCCCAAAUUCACUCCUCUGCUUUGGGACCAUGCACAUAUACGAGUCUGCGCUGAUGGUGGUGCCAACCGCGUGUUUGAUGAAAUGCCUCUUUGCUUCCCUAAACUUAAUCCUUCCAAUGUUCGCACCAGGUACAAGCCUGAUGCAAUCAAAGGUGACAUGGAUUCAAUUAGGACAGAAGUACGUGAUUUCUAUGCAAAGCUGGGAACGAAGAUAAUUGACGAGUCUGAAGAUCAGGACACCACGGAUUUACACAAAUGUGUUGCAUACAUACGUGACCUUACACCAGAUACUGAUAAAUCAGAAUUGUGCAUUCUUGCUGUUGGAGCACUUGGUGGGAGAUUUGAUCACGAGAUGGGAAAUAUUAAUGUGUUGUGUCGAUUCUCCAACACACGUGUUAUCCUUCUAUCCGACGAUUGCCUCAUUCACCUUCUUCCAAAGAAUCACUCGCACAAGAUCUUCAUUCAAUCUUCUGUCGAGGGUCCACAUUGUGGACUCGUUCCCAUCGGGAUGCCAUCUGGAAGUUCUACAACCACAGGACUAAAGUGGGACCUCAAUGAAACGGAGAUGAGAUUUGGUGGUUUAGUAAGCACAUCAAAUAUCAUAAAAGGAGAUAUAGUAACAGUACAGUCUGAUUCAGAUCUUCUCUGGACAAUUUCUAUCAAGAAGCUCUAGGUUUUACAUGUUGCAUACUGCACAGACUUUGACAUCUUCCAUGUCUAUUUCGAUGGGUCUUAUUCCAUUGAAUGGCCAGACUUUCUUCUGACCAUUUUUUUAUUAGAUCGGCUGACCUUUGUUUAUGUUUCUUUUUCUUUUCAUUUACUGUGCAAAUUAUGGGAGGGUUGAAAGGGGAUUAUUCAUUGAUUUGGGAAAUUAUAUUCCUAAUAACCAAUAAAUCAUGGAAGUUCAGGUAACAAAGAAGCUACUUAUAUUCCUUGACUCA
Molecule: messenger RNA, 1263 nt
Organism: Trifolium pratense (red clover)
Lineage: Eukaryota; Viridiplantae; Streptophyta; Magnoliopsida; Fabales; Fabaceae
Product: thiamine pyrophosphokinase 2
Exons: 6
Coding region: 219-995 (258 amino acids)
Biological process (GO): thiamine diphosphate biosynthetic process; thiamine metabolic process
Molecular function (GO): thiamine diphosphokinase activity; ATP binding; thiamine binding
Source: RefSeq, a predicted model, not a curated record